AUGAGGCUUCUCAAUUGGUGGCCGGUGCUGCUGUGGGUGCUCGGGCUUCCUGCCCGCGGCCUGGAGGUGGCUGAGGAGAGUGGUCACGUGUGGCCUGAGGAGCAGCCUGUUCAUUCUCUCGAGGCAGGGGCUAUGUACCUGAGUGAGGAGGAGCCCCCGCAUGGCCCGAUGGGCCAGGAGAUGUUAGCUGAAGAGGCUGAUGCAGUGCUGGGACUGGACAGUGAUGGCGAUCACAUGGUGAUGUUGUCUGUGAUUCCUGGGGAAGCUGAGGAUAAACUGAGCUCAGAGCCCAGUGAUCGUACCUGUGGGGCUGGAGGUGCAGAAGACUCAAGGUGCAGUCUCAGAGAGAGCCUCUUUUCUCUGGAUAGUGCUGGAACAAACUUCCCAGAUAGAGAGGAGGAGUAUUACACAGAGCCAGAAGCGGCAGAGUCUGAUCAUGCUCCAACAGAGGAGGCCAAUAACACUGAAAGUCAGAAAUCCCCAAAGGUGAAUUGUGAGGAGAGAAAUGUGACGGAAUUCGAAAAUUUUACCUUGAAAAUAUUAAAUAUGUCACAGGACCUUAUGGAUUUUUUAAACCCAAAUGGUAGUGACUGCACGCUGGUCCUGUUUUAUACUCCAUGGUGCCGAUUUUCUGCCAGUUUGGCCCCUCAUUUUAAUUCUUUGCCCCGGGCAUUUCCAGCUCUUCAUUUUCUGGCAUUGGAUGCAUCUCAGCAUAGCAGCCUUUCUACUAGGUUUGGCACUGUAGCUGUUCCUAACAUUUUGUUAUUUCAAGGAGCUAAACCAAUGGCUAGAUUUAACCAUACAGACCGAACACUGGAAACUCUGAAAAUUUUCAUUUUUAAUCAGACAGGUAUAGAAGCCAAGAAAAAUGUUGUGGUAACUCAAGCUGACCAAAUAGGCCCUCUUCCCAGCACUUUGAUAAAAAGCGUGGACUGGUUGCUUGUAUUUUCCUUAUUCUUUUUAAUUAGUUUUAUUAUGUAUGCUACCAUUCGAACUGAGAGCAUUCGGUGGCUAAUUCCAGGACAAGAACAGGAACAUGCGGAAUAGUGAUGGACUAAAAGUAGAAGUUGGAAAGCAGAAUUUCAAUCCUCCGUUUCAGAAACUAAUGCUGCGAUUUCAUACACUUUCUUCAAUGAAGUGCUGACUUGCAAUAUCCUUCAGAUUAAAAGAAUCAUGCAUUUGUUGAA
Messenger RNA from Orycteropus afer afer, 1187 nucleotides. RefSeq names its product thioredoxin domain containing 15 (gene TXNDC15). Lineage: Eukaryota; Metazoa; Chordata; Mammalia; Tubulidentata; Orycteropodidae. Gene Ontology annotation, cellular component: cilium. The record is from RefSeq and is a predicted model, not a curated record. Gene Ontology annotation, biological process: cilium assembly.